Ceratosolen solmsi marchali is the source of this 1493-nucleotide messenger RNA. RefSeq names its product serine/threonine-protein phosphatase 2B catalytic subunit 2. NCBI's taxonomy places the organism in Eukaryota, Metazoa, Arthropoda, Insecta, Hymenoptera, Agaonidae. Gene Ontology annotation, molecular function: calmodulin-dependent protein phosphatase activity. The transcript is spliced from 12 exons. Gene Ontology annotation, biological process: calcineurin-mediated signaling. Bases 1 to 1470 code for a protein of 489 amino acids. The record is from RefSeq and is a predicted model, not a curated record.
AUGAAUUUCAACGACAUCUUGUUUCACCACCCUAUCAAUGUGCCAUUCCCACCUUCGCGGAAGAUCACCGUGUCGGAGGUGUUUGAUUCACGGACGGGCAGACCACGCCCGGAUGUCCUCAAGCAGCACUUUAUUCUCGAGGGAAGGAUCGACGAGGCCGCGGCGCUGCGCAUCAUUAACGAUGGCGCGGCCCUUCUUAGCUCCGAAAAGACGAUGAUCGACAUUGAGGCACCUGUUACCGUUUGUGGUGACAUUCAUGGUCAGUUUUACGAUUUAAUGAAAUUAUUCGAAGUGGGUGGCCCUCCUUCAUCUACGAAGUACCUCUUCCUUGGAGAUUACGUCGACCGAGGUUACUUCAGUAUUGAGUGCGUAUUGUACCUGUGGGCAUUGAAAUUAUGCCAUCCGACUAGUAAAAUUAAAUACUCAGAGAGAGUUUACGACGCGUGCAUGGACGCUUUCGACUGUUUGCCGCUCGCAGCUCUCAUGAACCAGCAGUUCCUCUGUGUGCACGGUGGCCUUUCGCCUGAAAUUCAUAAUUUAGAAGACAUACGCAAGCUCGAUAGGUUCAAGGAACCACCGGCUUUCGGUCCCAUGUGUGACCUUCUUUGGUCGGAUCCUCUUGAAGACUUCGGCAACGAGAAGAAUGCCGAACAUUUUUCCCACAAUAGUGUCCGAGGUUGCUCAUACUUCUACAGUUAUGCGGCCUGCUGCGACUUCCUUCAAAACAACAAUCUGUUGAGUAUCAUAAGGGCACACGAGGCACAGGACGCUGGAUAUCGUAUGUACCGCAAGUCACAGACGACAGGUUUCCCAUCACUGAUAACAAUCUUCAGUGCUCCCAAUUAUCUCGAUGUCUACAAUAACAAGGCGGCUGUGCUCAAGUACGAGAACAAUGUGAUGAACAUUCGACAGUUCAACUGCUCGCCACAUCCGUAUUGGCUACCCAAUUUCAUGGACGUUUUCACGUGGUCGUUGCCUUUUGUUGGUGAAAAAGUUACGGAAAUGUUGGUAAACGUCCUAAACAUUUGCUCGGACGACGAACUUAUGAGCGACGGAGACGAUGCCCUCGAAGAAGGUAUAGCAGCCAAUCUACGCAAGGAAGUUAUUCGCAACAAGAUCAGAGCAAUCGGCAAAAUGGCACGCGUCUUCUCUGUUCUCAGAGAGGAAAGCGAGAGCGUACUGCAGCUCAAGGGAUUGACGCCGACCGGUGCUCUGCCACUGGGUGCACUUUCAGGUGGAAAAACGUCGUUAAAGAACGCACUGCAGGGCUUCUCGCCGAACCACAAGAUCACGUCGUUCGCCGAGGCGAAGGGUCUCGACGCGAUAAACGAGAGGAUGCCUCCGCGGAAGGAUGCGCCGCCGACGCCGGUUAACGAGGAGAAGCCGGCGACGGUCAUUAAGACGCCGACGACUCCGGGUGCCACCGACAAGCACUGUACAUCGCACUGCACGUCGCAGCCGCACUCGUGAGCCUCGCACUCGUCUUAAUGAAG